AUGAGGCAAUCGUACUUCAUGUCAGUGUCUCUCGCAGCUUUCUCAGCAGCAGCAAGUGCCUCAACAGCGACGCUAUCAGACAUGACUCAAGCGUCACUUCAAAGUAUGAAUGGAGGGCUUAUGAAUGAUACUGUCGCUGCAUCAACCGUGUUUACAGACGAAGAUCGAACAUGGAAUUUUUUUGAAACUGUCGCCAGAAAGGUUAAAUCUCUGUUCGAUUCCAACUUCGACAAGAGCAUCGAAGGCACAUUUGCGGCCAAAGAAAUUGAUACAGCAAAGUUGUUUCAAGAUCCCACGAAGUUGACUAGCUGGCUCAACAUUGUGAACGAUAAGUAUCAAGUGGGUAAAUUUUUCAUGAAGCAAAUGGGUUAUGUGGAAGUUUUGAAACAGAUUAAUGCUGCAAAGCAAUUCUCUCAUAGCGAAAAAGUUGCUGAAAGCGUUGAAGAUGCUCUGGUUGAUAUACUCAAACUAUCACCGUUCAAAGUAGUGUAUAGCGAACUGAAACCUUCUUUUCCUGAUCCUACUGACCUCGACACGCUGUUAUUGGAAUCACCGCUUGAGACGCUUAUCAAGCUCGCAAAGGCAAAAAAAAAUGCUAAUGGUGUUUCUGCGGAGCAGGAUCUAUUCGUCUUGUUACGAGAGGACUUGGGAGAAAAAGUUAUAUCUGACAUCAUAGCAACUUAUCCGAAUAUCGGUUCACCGACCAGGCAGUCCAAGAUUGCAACUUUUCUUGUAAAUAAUCAGACUGAAGUGACUAAGGCCAAGACGUUGACUAAAAAGGCGAAUCCCGAGUACCUUGACGACGUAAGAAAGCAGCAGUACUCAACGAGUGUCACAUCGAACAAUCAAGCAAGCCUACCUUCGACGAUAAAUCGUCCACAGAGACCGUAUACAAAUCCCGUCACACGCGAUGACGUCGAGUCUGACCUACCAUCUCAUCACAUGCCACCAUAUUCGGACGUGAAAACCCCUCAGAUAUUGUCAAGCGAUGUGCUGAACCCCCAAAUUCGCUCUAAUCCAAAGCUUCCCCAAGAAUCACAUUCCUACACUCCACCAUCGGAAGGAAAGGACCAGCUAAACCAAGAAUCACAUUCCUACACUCCACCAUCGGAAGAAAAGGACCAGCCGAUCUUAUCGAGUGAAUCUGUCACAUCGCCAGCAACAUUGAAAAAAUACGGCAACAUUCAAGGUCCGUAUACUGAAUUAAAACUUGACGAAGCAGGUAUCAAGCUGUUUAAGAGCGAUAAAGCCUUGGACGACCUAGCGACAUGGAUGGAAUAUGCUCAAAAGAACAUUCCUGGAAACUCCAAGUGGUGGGACGUUCUCGCCGAUGUGAACAGCGAAACACAAGACAAAAACUUCGCUGAGAUUUUUCCAAUAAUUAUUUUAGAAGACUUCGCAAUUGCGAGGUACAAGUCGGAGUCGGAUUUAAAAAAGGAUCUAGACAUGGCGAAUGAUUUCGAGUUCGAUGGAAAAAAGCUGUCAGACUUGAUGAAGAGCACCAGGACUAUCCCAUCCACCAUGACCGAAGAGAAGAAGUCUGAGACUUGCAUAUCGGGCAAGAAAUUGAGUUGGUUUCUCGGUAAAGAAGAUAAGAAGCAAAUGCAAUCGUCGAGUGAGGCCUCAAGAUCACCAGUGGCGCUUGAAUCUUUACCGCCACCCACAAAUGCACCUUCAUCUAGUAGGCCCAUGAAAUCGCCAGAAUCUGCACCGACGGCAUCUCCAUCAAACAGCCUUCGAGCCCGUUUACAUCGCUUCUUGGCUGCUUUGUGGGCGAAAAUACGGGCAAUACUGUGGCCCUUUAACUAG
This is a messenger RNA of Plasmopara halstedii, 1809 nucleotides long. RefSeq lists its product as uncharacterized. Lineage: Eukaryota; Oomycota; Peronosporomycetes; Peronosporales; Peronosporaceae. The record is from RefSeq and is a predicted model, not a curated record. The transcript has 3 exons. Bases 1 to 1809 code for a protein of 602 amino acids.